Molecule: messenger RNA, 1299 nt
Organism: Cladocopium goreaui
Lineage: Eukaryota; Dinophyceae; Suessiales; Symbiodiniaceae
Source: the annotation of a GenBank genome assembly
AUGGCCAAGUUGGCGGCAUCUCAGGUGGCGCCGGAUGGCUCCAAGAUCUGUGAAUUGCUAAUGCGCUUCAAUCCCAAGCAGUUGCGGCAGGAGUUUAAGCAGCUAUACCUGGAUCGCUUACAUCAUGGCAAGUGGACUGAAGGUCCUGAGGCCGAACCCAGCACAUCCUCGGUGUCCUUGAGUAGCAAGAGCCGACGUUUGGCGGAACGAGCGCAUCUGCGGAUUCAGGAGGAGUCUGGAAGCCGUCGUCAUGUGGACAUGUUACUCUGGCGUCAAGAGCAGGUGGAAGCCCAUCGGCAACGUUUGCGAGAGGAACGCGACGCUCAGCAGGUCGAGCAAUGCACCUUUCGUCCCUGCCUGGUGUCGCGGCACAACCGCUCCAUGAACGGUGGCUUGAGACUCUACACGCAGGCUACGGCCCGGCAAGCGUGUCGUGAGGAGAACGCCGCGGUGCAAGAACAGCAUCGCCUUGACAAGGAGAUGUCGGGCUGCACCUUUCGUCCCAACUUGCGGAAAAGCGACAAAAGUUUCCAUGCCACCUCCAAGACAUUUCGACCCUCACCACGUGGGGCUGAUGCCUGCGCCCAGCGGAUGCGCAAAGCCUUUGCGGAGAAGGAUUCCAGGCGCCGCUUCUUGGAGGAACGGGCGCCAAGCGACCGGCCGAGUCAGAUCUCGGCAGGAUGCUUGACAGGCACAUACUGCGAGGAGCCUCGGGCCCUUGCGUCACCGGGUCGCGCCAAGGGAGGCUCCAUGGGCGAUCUGGAACUGCGUGCUCGUUCCACUUGGGUGACUGCUACGCCUACGCCUAGCCAGGCUGGUCCUUCUCCGGAAGGCGAAGGUGGCGUGAAAGCAGAGGAGGACACUGCAGCUUCAGGGGCCAAUGGCGCCAGCAAAGAUCUGGCCAGCCCCGCAGUGCGACAACGCAGGGUGCAGCCGAAGCAGCGGCCGACGCAGCGGCCGCAGGCCGUACCUCGGUGCGGCACCUCGCCGAAGGAAACCGCUCGACGUCCACAAAUCAUCUCCACUCCACCAAGCGCCCGUGCUGGUCCGCGACUGCCGCUGCCAACGCAUCCAAGAACCGACACCAUGGAGGCUGUGACCUCGCCAAGGCCCUUGCUGAUCGCAGAGGUGAACAUCUCACAGGAGUUGCCGCCACAGAAGAUCUUCCUCUAUGCCUCCGACGAUGUGUCCCAGGUUGCCAGGCGCUUUGCUGAGCGGCACCACUUGGCUCCUCAUUUGGCCGAGCGUUUGAAGAAGUAUUUGACUGCCCUGUCGCAGCAAAAUGAGAGAGCCAGCUGA